AUGAAGAGCCGUCAACUGCCGUCAGACGAACCCUCCGUGCGCCUGAAGGCACGGGGUCGCGUCAGUGAACAAACCUCCGGGCCGAGCCCGGCGUUAAAUAAUACUACUACUACUACUACUACUACUCCUCUCUCAUUCUGCCCAGGAUCAUCCUUGAACGAGGAUCAGAACGGCUUUGGCAAGUUGCUCCACGAAGAAUACAUGCUUAUCAUGUGCUUCUUCCCGCGUUGCAUAUUUGCGGAUGGCGUAUUUCUUGUCUCUGUUGACCCUUUGGAUAGUCAGCUGGCGGGCGGCAAAGACCUUUGCCGCUCGGUUCAUGGUCGUGUGGUGGAAAAAGAAGAAGAAGUCGGGCGCAAUACCAACCUGAUUCCACUUGCACCUGAUCAAGAAGGCCAGCUGAGGAAUGGCACGCGUGGUUUUGAAUUUCCACUCGUUUUCCCUGAACUCAAGAUGUCCAUGGCCAAUCUCAAGUCUAAUUCCUUCUCCUGCAAGCCAGUCGAGGAAGUCUUUGGUGGCCGCCUUCUCAAUGGACCUCAGACUCCUUUUUGACAGUCUUGUUAGCUGCAGAUCGUGGUCCUGUAUUAUAGGCCCUAAGAUCUGGUGUUGAUAGAACCCGUUCGUGCUAUCAGUGCAAAAGCC
Molecule: messenger RNA, 639 nt
Organism: Pyricularia oryzae 70-15
Lineage: Eukaryota; Fungi; Ascomycota; Sordariomycetes; Magnaporthales; Pyriculariaceae
Exons: 2
Coding region: 1-549 (182 amino acids)
Source: RefSeq, a predicted model, not a curated record